AUGUCUGGAAAGCGUUCGACGGUGUAUGUCGCGGGUCUGCCGGCGGCCGUGAAUGAGGACCAGCUGCUUGCGACUUUUGUGACGUUUGGCGACAUUCUCGAGAUCAGCCUUCCGCACGAGCAUGAUGCAUCAAAACACCGCGGCUACGCUUUCAUCACCUUUGCAGAGGCGGCCGACGCACAAGAUGCUAUCGACAACUACGACCUCAACGAGCUCCCCGGGUACGCGGGGCAGGGCAAGUUCCUCAAGUGCUCGAUUGCGAAUCCGAACAAGUACGGCGCCGACGGGAGCGGCAAGCACGACCGCGCAUUGUGGGAGAGUGAGGAGUGGCUGCGCGAGAACGCAGCGGCGGGGCCGGACCUCGCGGCUGAGGCGGCGGCAGACGCGCAGAACGGCGUUUAG
Messenger RNA from Cutaneotrichosporon cavernicola, 402 nucleotides. RefSeq lists its product as uncharacterized. The record is from RefSeq and is a predicted model, not a curated record. Gene Ontology annotation, molecular function: RNA binding. Lineage: Eukaryota; Fungi; Basidiomycota; Tremellomycetes; Trichosporonales; Trichosporonaceae. The transcript has 3 exons. Bases 1 to 402 code for a protein of 133 amino acids.